CAUAGUUACUGAAAUAUUGAUCGUAAUCACAUCAAAAUUCAUCCUCAUAAAUUUUUGUUGUCCAAAUUCAGUGCAUCAUUUCGACUAAAAAUUCUCUGUGUUUUCAUACAAUAAUUUCCACAAGAUGAAUACCUGUAGUAAUAUCAUAAAUGUUGUGCGACAACCAUGCUUUAGCAAAACACUUGCAUUGCCAGCUAUUCCAUCAUUAUCAUCGUUUCAAAGAUGCUCAAGCUCAUGCAACAAAAAGCGGAAAGCUCUGAUUUUCCUCCCGCCUGCUUUCGAAGAGAUUGAAGUGGUCACCCCAGCGGAUGUACUUCGACGUGGUGGCGUUGAAGUCACAAUCGCUGGGUUAGAAGGCAAGAAAGCUAUGCACGGCUUGAACUGCGUGGAGAUCAAACCGGAUAAGGAUUUAGACGACAUUUGUGACGAUUUUGAUGCUCUAAUUCUCACCGGUGAUGACAAAGCCAGUAAUGCGCUAUGCGGUUGCAAGCGUGUUGAAAAAUUGCUGAAGAAACAAGAGAAGGAAUGUAAAAUAAUUGCAGCGAUUUGCAGCGCGCCGACCGUACUCAUGAACUUUGGUAUUGCAAAGAAGAAAUGCCUCACCUCUCAUCCGGACCACGAAGAAAAGAUUAGGAAAUGCGGCGAUUAUAAAUAUAAAUGCGCCGAUGUAGUCGUCGAUGAUUUCCUGAUCACUGCCAAAGGAGAAGCGCAAGCCUUGCAAUGGGCGCUUACAAUCUUGAUGCAUCUUACUGAUGAGCGUAAUGCCUGUUGUAUUGCUAAAACAAUGCUCGUUAAAUAAAACCAUCUAUGCCUAGAUAAUAAAUAUAACCU
Dalotia coriaria is the source of this 831-nucleotide messenger RNA. Its product is annotated as protein dj-1beta-like. Lineage: Eukaryota; Metazoa; Arthropoda; Insecta; Coleoptera; Staphylinidae. Bases 125 to 799 code for a protein of 224 amino acids. The transcript has 2 exons. Gene Ontology annotation, cellular component: cytoplasm; mitochondrion; nucleus. The record is from RefSeq and is a predicted model, not a curated record. Gene Ontology annotation, biological process: glycolate biosynthetic process; response to oxidative stress; glyoxal metabolic process.